Messenger RNA from Suillus fuscotomentosus, 1353 nucleotides. RefSeq lists its product as uncharacterized. The coding region runs from base 48 to 1241 and encodes 397 amino acids. The record is from RefSeq and is a predicted model, not a curated record. Gene Ontology annotation, molecular function: nucleotide binding. NCBI's taxonomy places the organism in Eukaryota, Fungi, Basidiomycota, Agaricomycetes, Boletales, Suillaceae. The transcript is spliced from 8 exons.
AGCUGAUCAUCGUCGUGACUUGGACCACCAUUGCAAAGGCAUAUAUAAUGCCAAUAGAACGCAUCUACAUUGGUUAUACUAACCCGCCUCAAUACAUCCCUGCAUUCACAGGAUAUCAUUAUUCCGCCCCACAGCCAGUCAUGACCAAACCGUUCGUUCUUCGCUGGGGCAUUAUCUCAACUGGCAGGAUAGCCAAUUGUUUCGUAACAGAUCUUCUUGUUGAUCCCGAAACCCGUGAUGUCACUGAUGUAGCGCACAAAGUGACUGCUGUUGGGUCGCGAAGCAUCCAAUCAGCAGAAAAGUUCAUCGCCGAAUAUGCCAAGGGUGAUAAGUCGAUUCAAGCAUAUGGGAGCUAUGCUGGUGUCUUUGCGGAUCCGAACGUCGAUGCAGUUUACAUUGCCACACCUCAUACUCUUCACUAUGAAAACGCACUCGACGCGAUCAAGGCAAAGAAACACGUUCUUUGCGAAAAACCCGUGACAUCAAAUGCAGCUGAGCUUCGGUCGCUUCUUGCAGCUGCAAAAGAGCAUGGAGUGUUCUUCAUGGAAGCUCUUUGGACACGCUUCCAGCCUCUUACACUCGAGGUCAAGAAAAUUUCGGAAAGUGGUGUAUUGGGUGCACCAUUGGCUCUCCAAGCCGACUUGUCAGAUGACUUUAAGCUUGACGAAAUUCCCAAGACUCACCGCGCCUUGGAUCCUGCCCUUGGUGGUGGCGCGUUACUAGAUUUGGGACCAUAUCCUCUUAUUUGGGCCAUUCUCGCCCUGUAUGAGCACCCUUAUAACCAAGGAGCUGCUCCCAGCAACGUCAGUGGGACAAUGUUGAAAACCCCUCUGACAGGGGUUGACUGCAACACCUCCUUCACGGUCACCUUUGUCGAAAGGGAAUUAGCUGCACAAGCCAUUCUGUCAUGCAACAUGAACAUAGCUUCCUAUCAUACCGGUGCCGUAAUUCGAUAUGAGAAGGGUAUGAUCACAAUUGCAGCGCCGAUAUACUGCCCGAAGAGUUUCACUGUGCAGUACCUCGAAGGCAGCAAAGUGACAAAGGAGGAGACAAGGCAAUUUGAGUAUGUUGGCACUGGAUGGCAUUUUCAGGCAGAUGAGGUUGCACGGUGUGUGCGCGAUAAAAAGAGUGAGAGUUCGCUCUGGGGACACGAUAAAAGCCUGGUGGAGAUGGAUGUCUUCGACGAGGUCAGACGCCAGGGAAACUAUAAGUUUCCCCCUGGUGUAGAGAAGGUGGUGUAAGGGAUGUGGAAGCUUUGAACAAUAUUGAUCUGCAUAUAGUUCGUUCGGAAGUGCACCUGUAAUUUAUACUGCGCGUCGUGUUGUUAAAUUCGACUGGUCUGGUGAAUGUGCU